UAACGGGCUCCGCCCAUUAUUUCAGGCCAGAGCGUCCGCGCCAGUGACGGGCCAACAUCUCGGGAAGUUGAUCUGGAAGGCGCUCGCACAACUUUUGGAUCUUCAUCAGGACUUUCUGCAUCAUCUUGGCCGGACUUCCGGCUGCAGCUGUCCCGCCUCACACUCCAGGUCAGCGUCGCAGGGUCCCAGGUGCCAGCGAUCCCCCUCGGAGCCCUCAGACCCGAGCCUCCGCCAUGGACGGGCCGGCCGAGCUGCUCUUCUAUGUGAACGGCCGCAAGGUGAUAGAGAAAAAUGUUGAUCCUGAAACAAUGCUGUUACCAUAUCUGAGAAAGAAGCUCCGACUCACAGGAACUAAGUAUGGCUGUGGAGGGGGAGGCUGUGGUGCCUGCACAGUGAUGAUAUCACGAUAUGACCCCAUUACCAAGAGGAUAAGACAUUACCCAGCCAACGCCUGUCUGAUGCCCAUCUGUUCUGUGUACGGCGCUGCCGUCACCACAGUGGAAGGCAUAGGCAGCACCAGGACCAGGAUUCACCCAGUUCAGGAGAGGAUCGCCAGGUGCCACGGCACGCAGUGUGGCUUCUGCACCCCUGGGAUGGUGAUGUCCAUCUACACGCUGCUGAGGAACCACCCAGAUCCCACCCUGGACCAGUUAACUGAUGCCCUGGGUGGUAACCUGUGCCGUUGCACUGGAUACAGGCCCAUCGUUGAUGCAUGCAAGACUUUCUGUAAUACUUCCGGCUGCUGCCAAAGUAAGGAGAAUGGGGUUUGCUGUCUGAAUCAAGGGAUAAACGGAUUCCCAGAACUUGAGGAAGGAGAUAAGACAAGUUCAAAACUCUUCUCAGAAGAGGAGUUUCUGCCACUGGAUCCAACUCAGGAAUUGAUUUUUCCUCCGGAGCUAAUGAUAAUGGCUGAGAAACAACCACCCAGGACCAGGGUUUUUGCUGGCGAGAGAAUGACGUGGAUUUCCCCAGUGACCCUGAAGGAACUUCUGGAGGCUAAAGCCAAGUACCCCCAGGCCCCUGUCAUCAUGGGGAACACCUCUACGGGGCCCGAAGUGAAAUUUAAAGGCGUCUUUCACCCAGUUAUCAUUUCUCCCGAUAGAAUUGAAGAACUGAAUGUUGUAAACUCUGCUAAUAAUGGGCUCACCGUAGGCGCCGGCCUCAGCCUGGCUCAGGUGAAGGACACCCUGGCUGCUGUGGUCCUGAAGCUCCCCGAGGAGAGGACACAAACAUACCGCGCUCUCCUGAAGCAGCUGGGAACUCUGGCCGGAGCCCAGAUCCGGAACAUGGCUUCUCUAGGGGGCCACAUCGUGAGCAGGCAUGUAGAUUCCGAUCUAAACCCCCUCCUGGCUGUGGGCGGCUGCACCCUCAACUUGCUAUCGAAAGAAGGGGCACGACAGAUUCCUGUAAACGAGCAGUUUCUCAGGAAGUGCCCGAGUGCAGACCUCAAGCCUGAAGAAAUCUUGAUCUCCGUGAACAUCCCCUACUCCAGGAAGUGGGAAUUUGUGUCGGCCUUCCGACAAGCCCAGCGGCAGCAGAACGCGCUCGCAAUAGUCAACUCAGGAAUGAGAGUCUUUUUUGGAGAAGGGGACGGCAUCAUCAGAGAGUUAUCCAUCUCGUAUGGAGGCGUCGGCCCAACCACCAUCUGCGCACAGAAUUCCUGCCAGAAACUCAUUGGAAGGCCCUGGAAUGAAGAGAUGCUAGACGCAGCUUGCAGGCUGGUCCUGGAUGAAGUCUCCCUCCCAGGCUCAGCUCCGGGCGGGAAGGUGGAGUUCAAGAGGACUCUCAUCAUCAGCUUCCUCUUCAAGUUCUACCUGGAAGUGUUGCGGCUUUUAAGGAGGAUGGACCCUCUUCACUAUCCUAGCCUUGUAGACAAGCAUGAGAGUGCUCUAGAAGACUUUCAUCCUAGGCAUUGCCAGAGUGCACUGAAGUACCAGAAGGUAGACCCAAAGCAGCCUCCUCAAGACCCAGUCGGCCAUCCCAUCAUGCACCUGUCUGGUAUUAAGCAUGCCACGGGAGAAGCCAUCUACUGUGAUGACAUGCCUGCCAUGGACGGGGAACUUUUCUUGGCUUUUGUAACAAGUUCAAGAGCUCAUGCUAAGAUUGUGUCCAUUGAUGUGUCAGAAGCCCUCAGCCUGCCAGGCGUGGUGGACGUCCUGGCCGAGGAGCACCUUCAAGGCGUGAACUCCUUCUGCUUUCUGGGCCAACCUGAGAAGCUGCUGGAGUCAGAGAUGGUGUUUUACGUGGGUCAGCUUGUCUGUGCUGUGAUUGCAGAUUCUGAGAUUCAGGCAAGGAGAGCUGCGAAGCGAGUGAAGAUUGUCUACCAAGAUUUGGAGCCAGUGAUCCUGACCAUUGAGGAAGCUAUACAACACAAGUCCUUCUUUGAGCCAGGAAGGAAACUGGAAUAUGGAAAUGUUGAUGAAGCUUUUAAAGUGGUUGAUCACAUUGUUGAAGGUGAAAUACAUUUGGGAGGUCAAGAACAUUUUUAUAUGGAAACCCAAAGCAUGCUUGCUGUUCCCAAAGGGGAAGAUCAAGAAAUGGAUGUCUACGUGUCCACACAACAUCCCAAAGGCAUACAGGACAUCGUUGCUUCGGUCUUGAAGCUGCCGGCGAACAAGGUCAUGUGUCAUGUAAAGCGUGUUGGCGGAGCAUUCGGGGGGAAGGGAUUUAAGACUGGUGUCAUGGCAGCCAUCACCGCAUUUGCAGCAAACAAACAUGGCCGUGCAGUCCGCUGCAUCCUGGAGCGGGGAGAAGACAUGUUAAUAACCGCGGGCCGCCACCCUUACCUUGGGAAGUACAAAGCGGGGUUCAUGAAGGACGGCAGAAUCCUGGCCCUGGACAUGGAGCACUAUGGCAAUGGAGGUGCCUCCCUGGACGAGUCAUUAUUUGUGCUGGAAAUGGGACUCCUGAAGUUGGAUAAUGCUUACAAGUUCCCCAACUUGCGUUGCCGAGGGUGGGUGUGCAGAACCAACCUGCCACCCAACACGGCUUUGCGUGGGUUCGGCUUCCCACAGGCAGGGCUGAUCACCGAAGCCUGUAUCACGGAUGUGGCAGCCAAGUGUGGCUUGUCCCCUGAGAAGGUCCGAACGAUAAACAUGUACAAGGAAAUUGAUCAAACACACUACAAACAAGAGAUUAAUGCCAAGAACCUGAUCCAGUGUUGGAGAGACUGUAUGGCCAUGUCUUCCUACUCCCUGAGGAAAGCAGCUGUGGAAAAAUUCAACUCGGAGAAUUCCUGGAAGAAGAAGGGGCUGGCCAUGGUCCCCGUGAAGUUUCCUAUCGGCCUUGGCUCCCGGGCUGCUGGUCAGGCUGCUGCCCUGGUUCACAUUUAUCUAGAUGGGUCUGUGCUGGUGACUCACGGAGGAAUUGAAAUGGGGCAAGGGGUCCACACGAAAAUGAUUCAGGUGGCCAGUCGUGAGUUAAGGAUGCCACUGUCCAAUGUCCACCUGCGUGGGACAAGCACAGAAACCGUCCCCAAUGCGAACAUCUCCGGGGGCUCCGUGGUGGCGGAUCUCAACGGGCUGGCAGUAAAGGAUGCUUGCCAAACUCUCCUAAAGCGCCUGGAACCCAUCAUCAGCAAGAAUCCUCGAGGCACUUGGAAGGACUGGGCGCAGGCGGCUUUCGACGAAAGCAUCAGCCUCUCGGCCACCGGGUACUUCAGGGGUUACGAGUCAAACAUGAACUGGGAGACAGGCGAAGGCCAUCCCUUCGAAUACUUUGUUUACGGAGUCGCCUGUUCCGAGGUUGAAAUAGACUGCCUGACAGGCGCUCAUAAGAACAUCAGGACAGACAUCGUCAUGGAUGUUGGCUGCAGUAUUAAUCCAGCCCUUGACAUAGGCCAGAUCGAAGGUGCAUUUAUUCAAGGCAUGGGACUCUACACAAUCGAGGAACUGAAUUAUUCUCCUCAGGGUGUCCUGUACACUCGCGGUCCAGACCAAUACAAAAUCCCCACCAUCUGUGACAUCCCCACAGAGUUUCACGUUUCCUUUUUGCCUCCAUCUCAAGACUCAAAUACCCUGUAUUCAUCUAAGGGCCUGGGAGAGUCUGGCAUAUUCCUGGGCUGCUCAGUGUUCUUCGCCAUCCAUGACGCGGUGAGAGCAGCGCGACAGGAGAGAGGCCUGCAUGGACCGUUGAAGCUCAAUAGCCCACUGACCCCAGAGAAGAUUCGAAUGGCCUGUGAAGAUAAGUUCACAAAAAUGAUUCCAAGAGACAAACCUGGAUCCUAUGUUCCUUGGAAUAUACCCAUAUGAUCGAGUACAGAAUUUGGGAGAAAAUCGGUGACUCUUCCAAUAUAGCAAUCUGCCCAGUUUCUAUGCUCUAGGCUGCUCGGUCUGAAAGACAAAGCCCCACCAUUCAGACGUCAUUUCACAGAGUUGCUUUUAUAUGACACCGACUUCAAACAUUCCAUUUAGAUUUUGAUAGAUAUGCUUAAGCAAUUUAGAAAUCAUAUUUUAAAUGGUGUAAACACUAGCUGGCUUCCUCUAAGAUAUUCCCCAUCACUCUGCCCCUUAAGCCUUCCGGCUGAAUGGAAUAGAAGGUAAUGACUUGUAUGUGAUUCAUAUCUGGCUUAUAUGCAACCGAAAUUAUACUGUCUAGUGAAAGGAAGUUUUCUAAAUGAUUUUAUUAGUAGUAUACACUGUAAAGGAUAUUCACUUUUUACUUUAUACGCUUUGUAUGUUUUAGUUUCUAAAAAUAUGCAAUAGUUUUGUCAUUUAAAGCAAAUUAAUAAACAGACCCAUUUAACACCUAGAAACAGCACCUGAAUGCAUUACGUCUCCAUGGUUUAGUUCCAUUUCAUUGACUAAAGGUCUUUGUUGCUGACUGCAGGAAAUUUUAUUCCAGGGGGUCCCCUCAGGGCAGGGAGAAGUGUGCAUUGUGUAAGAAUGAGGUUGAGAUUGAAAUUUCAAAUUGGUUGAAGGGAGGAGGAAACUGGAGUUAGCAGAGGAAGGUGGGGACAUGAGAGGGUCAAGAGCAUAGAGGCAGGAUGUGACUGGAGGAACACACUCAGAGAACAAGCGAAAAUCACCUCCCACCUGGGGGGCUGCCUCAACCAGCUGUCCCUCCUCCCCGGAGAUCUCAGCUAGUCUCUCAGGUGGACACAGCAACAGUGCUUUCUAUAGGACAACUGUCGGCCAAUUGUUAUAGCAUAAUGUGUAGUCUAAGAAGUCAAAUGAAGUUGUUUUCUUUGUGAACGGAAGAAUGGUAAAUGUUCCACAUUGUUAUUUCUACAUUUAUGUAGAGAAAACAACCACAGUAGAAAGUAGGUGUUCAAGUGACCAGUGUGUGAGCUGGGGAUUUGCUCUGAUUGUGAUAAACCCGUAUCAAUUUGUAUUUAUAGUUCUCUGGGGGAAAAGAGAGAGAGAAGAAAGACCGAGAAUGAGAGAGCAGGAGAACGGAUACAGGAGAGAGAAUCUACUCGUGAAAGGUAUUAGGAUUCCUCAUGGAAAGCACUUGGUUAUGUUGAGCCUUCAGACUACAUUCUGUAAUUGCGUUUGUGUUCAUCUAAGUGUUAGGCAUCACCUUCUUAUUAUGAUUUUCUUCAUCUCUCUCUUCUCCCCCAUUCCCUUCCUCCCCUCUGUCUCCUUGAACCACUACCGACACCACACACAAACACACAUGAGUAUAAAACCUUCAGGUUAUUUGCAAAUAAUUAUAAAAUUUUGACCAUCAAGAAUAGAAGGGAAAUCAUACCGGAAAGCUAGGAAUACAUUUCAUAGUUAGUUUACAUUUUUAUAUGUUGCUCCUUUAAGCAGAGAUUCUUAAAUUACUUAACAGAAUGGACAAAAUAAUUUUCUGGUCCUACCUUUGUUUUGAGUUCAUGAAUGGAAUGUGCUCCUGCUUUUCACUGUCCUUGAACCUGCACCUGAAGGGCAACCCUGUAUCAGUGUUUUCAGCUCCACAACCAAGGGGAAGAGUUAGUUAAGAUUGAAACCGAGCCCACGCCCCCACCAGGCUGUGCAAAGAAAUAGAAGCUCCACGUAUAUAAUGUACCCAAGAUCACUCAGCAUUAGAAAGACCCUGCUUUUCAUCUGUCUGCUCCCCAGGUUGCAUUCUUUCCUCUGUGACAUGUGUCCUCUCCCAAGGAGGUAGCGAGUCUUCUAGAAUCCUUUCACCAACAGGAAGAGGGGUGGGUGGUGCCAGUGUGUUCCUGUGGGUGCUGAAAUAAUGCCAUUUACCUACGGCUGUGAACGUCUUGUUUUCUUAACUUUGCAAAUAUGAGUCAAGAACAAAGAACAUGUUUUGCAGGUAGCAGUGAGAAUUAAAACUCUUAUUCAACUGUGUGAACUCACGAUUUUUUAAGUUUAUAACUAUUCAAUAUUUCACAACCUUUUAUGAUUUACCCAAAACCAGUGCUGUAUUAGAAUAUCAAUUCUUGCUGGUUUAUCUUCUGAAACAAAGCCAAACAUUUGUCCUGCUGAAAUAAAACAAAAUACAAUACAGUAUUACAUCAUUUUAUAAUUGCAAAGGGUGAUGUUUGAUCAACUCAGGCAAACAAGAUCAGCAAACAUAUCUUCAAUGACUCUUAGCUAUUCAGAAAGAACGGGCUACAGGAAAACUGCCUUGAUCGAUAGGAUCGUUUCCUCUGCACAAAUCAUUGAGAGGAAUUCAGGCCCUGAAAUAUAUUUACUGUUCUACCUGCAGGAAAACUAUAUCCUUUUGUUUGUUUAGGAAAGCAAAGCAAAUAAUAAACUCUGGAAACUUUGCAAUCUUUCUGGCAUUUGCACAACUUUUUUCUCUGUCACACUUCAUUGCAAAGAUUUUGAUUUAGCUCCUGUGCACAAAGACACGAAAAGGGGACAAUUCAUUUAUCUUGGUUCCUAUAAUAAAAUGAGAAAAGCAAG
Molecule: messenger RNA, 6842 nt
Organism: Myotis daubentonii (Daubenton's bat)
Lineage: Eukaryota; Metazoa; Chordata; Mammalia; Chiroptera; Vespertilionidae
Gene: AOX1
Product: aldehyde oxidase 1
Molecular function (GO): 2 iron, 2 sulfur cluster binding; FAD binding; molybdopterin cofactor binding
Source: RefSeq, a predicted model, not a curated record